GAGAGAGAGGGAGAGAGAGAAUCAAAGGAUAAAUCCUUACUACAUAAUGAUUAGGACUCACAAGCCCUUCCUGUGACAUGGAGUGUAGAAGCCAGGAUUACAACAGGACAGAGUAAAGAGGCUACAGGCAACACAGGGGGAAGGAGGGACACAGGUGCAAGAAGAGGAAGGGGCACACGGGAACAACAAGUGCAUUGAACACGGCCACUAAAGGUUUCAGGGAUCCAUGCAACAACCUGCAUCAAGAGCGAUUUGGAAGCUCACCGUCUGACCUGCUGCUGCUGUCCUCUGUCUGGGCCAUCUGUCUGUGGGCGUUGGAGCUAGCAGACCCAAGCCCAGCAUCUGGACAGCACUGUGUUUUACUUAAUGGAGGGGCCAGCGUGCCGCUGGAGAGCACAGGGAGCAACCGGAGGCUCAGGUUAUCCUGCAGACGUGAAUUUGAUGAGAAAUUGACAUAUAGUCGAUGAGUGUGUCAUCAAAAAGAUGGAGUACAUCUGUUUCUUUCACCUGGGCGAGACAGCAGUGGGCAGUGAGAGAAGGAAAAGGGCGUCGGGCGCAGAGUCUUGACUGUCGGAAAACGUGAAGAAUUUCACUGAAUCGACCACUUGUUUUCGGUUGUUUUUUUAUGGCUCUAACUGCGUUAUUGGGCCACUUCUGAGAUAUUUUCUCUUGGCCAGGAAGUGGAUACAGAUUAGAUGUGUUAUCAGAGGUGAGAGGCUGCUGAAGACCAGCCAAGACACAGACAUUCACACACACACACACACACACACACACACACACACACACACACACACACACACACACACACACACACACACACACACACACACACACACACACACACACACACACACACACACACACACACACACACACACACACACACACACACACACACACACACACACACACACCUACACGGUAUGCUUCAUUACAAUGAGUGCAUAUAUACAUACUCUGCCCUAUUGAGCACACACAUACUCACAUACACACAUACAGACACAACCCAUCUCGCACAACUCUCGACUUGUUACCGUAACAAACCUCUCUGGCGCUAGCUGUUCCAACUUCUAUCCUCACGCCUUACACUGGAAAUUAGCCUGUCACUACGGCCGUGGACUGCCUCAUUCUGUUUAUGAGUUGCUCCUUCUUUCCUCUGGCACCGUCUUUCUUCAAUCACUCUCCAUCACUCUAUCCAUACUUCCACCCCCCAUCCCACCUCCCUUACCAGCAAGAGAUAAUGUGACCUUCUGCCAAAGUGCUGGAAACCAUGCCACGGUCGCAGCGGGCUCCUCUGUUGCUACUGAAAUAGACUCCAACAAGUGCCGAAAGGAAGAGAGCAGGGGAGUGAGGGAAGGGAGAGAGCGGGGGAGUGAGGGAAGGAAGAGAGCGGGGGAGUGAGGGAAGGGAGACAAGGGAAAAAAGAGAAGCAGGACAGCUGAAGCCACGGAAUGAGCCGGUGGGAGCCAGGGCUGGAUGCGGAUUGCCAACGCAGGCAGUAGGUGACUGAGAUGGGCGUUCGUCUAGGUCACUUGAGCGACUCCCCGUGGUGGUGGCCGCUACUGCUGCUGUUGCUGCUCUGCACUGCCCCCUGGUGCCAAGGUCGGCCUUUCGCAACGCCCUUGCCAGCAGUCAACGUGGCGGUGGUGUUCAGUGGAUCGGCCUACCAGCAGGAGAUCAAGGGGCGUCUCAGCAGGGAGAACUUCAUGGACCUGCCCUUGGAGGUGAAUCCCAUCACAGUGCUGGUAAACAACACCAACCCUCGGGCCCUGCUCACACGCAUCUGUGACACACUGGCGGCCAACCGCGUACAUGGUGUGGUGUUUGAAGACAACAUCGGCUCGGAAGCCGUGGCACAGAUCCUGGACUUCAUUGCCCUGCAGACGGCCGUGCCCAUCGUGGGCAUCAGCGGGGGCUCCGCCAUGGUCCUGCCACACAAGGGCGACGGCUCCACGUUCCUCCAGCUGGGCUCCUCCAUCGAGCAGCAGAUAAACGGCAUGUUCAAGGUGAUGGAGGAGUACAACUGGGACAGCUUCGUGGUCAUCACCAGCCUGUACCCGGGCUACGAGGUCUACGUGGACUAUGUCAAGACCUUCACUGACACCAGCUACUUCAUGUGGGAACUGCAGGACGUGCUGACCUUCGACAUGUCUGCCGACGGCAUGAACGACAUCCGGGCACGGCGCCUGCUGCAGCAGAUCGACGCCCAGGUACUGCUGGUAUACUGCUCCCACGAGGAGGCCCAGUACCUGUUCAGAAUGGCCGGAGAGGCCGGCCUGCUGGGGCCUGGCUACAUCUGGAUCCUCCCUAGCCUUGCCGUGGGGAAUCCAGACAUGCCCCCACCAAACAGCUUCCCUGUGGGCCUCAUCAGCAUCAUCACCGACCACUGGCGGAUGAGCCUGAGGAAGCGGGUGCGGGAUGGGGUGGCCAUCGUGGUCAAAGGGGUGCAGAGCUUCCACAAACAGAGGGGCUUCAUCCCCGAGGGCCACAACGACUGCCACAGCCCUGUUAGGGCAUCUUCUAAUGAUACACUGUUCAGGCACAUGUUAAACGUAACAUGGGAACACAACGACUUCUCGUUCAACCCUGAAGGGUACCUGAUCAACCCAGCUAUGGUCAUCAUCACCUUAGAUCGAGAGAGACAGUGGGAUAAGGUGGGGAACUAUGAGAUGGGGAUCCUGCAGAUGAGAUACCCGGUGUGGCCUCGCUACGGCACCUAUCUGGAGCCCGUAUCAGAUAACAGACACUUGACUGUGGCCACACUGGAGGAACGUCCCUUUGUCAUAGUGGAGGCUGUCGACCCCAUGACUGGGACCUGUGUCAGCAACACUGUGCCCUGCCGCCGCCAGUCCAACAAGACAGAGACUAUUGUAGGUCAUACUGAGCCCUACACCAAACUGUGCUGUAAGGGUUUCUGCAUAGACAUCCUGAAGAAGCUGUCCCGCACCACCAAAUUCUCAUACGACCUCUACCUGGUCACCAACGGGAAGCACGGCAAGCUGGUCAGAGGCAGUUGGAACGGCAUGAUCGGAGAGGUGGUAUACAAGCGGGCGGACAUGGCCAUUGGCUCGCUGACCAUAAACGAAGAGCGCUCAGAAAUUAUCGACUUCUCCGUGCCGUUUGUGGAGACGGGGAUCAGUGUGAUGGUCGCCAGGAGCAAUGGGACCGUCUCACCCUCUGCCUUUCUUGAGCCCUACAGUCCGGCGGUGUGGGUGAUGAUGUUUGUGAUGUGCUUAACGGUGGUAGCUGUCACAGUGUUUAUCUUUGAGUACUGCAGCCCUGUGGGGUACAACCGGAGUCUGGUGAGCGCCAAGGGUGAGUGUCAGCUCCGACCACCUUUCCCUCUACCUCUACCCUCCCGUAUCAGCAAAGGUAGAAAGUCACGGAAAAAUCCCGGAGGCCCCACCUUCACGAUUGGGAAGUCUGUGUGGCUGCUGUGGGGCAUCGUCUUCAACAACUCUGUUCCAAUUGAGAACCCCAAGGGCACCACCAGCAAGGUCAUGGUCCUGGUAUGGGCCUUCUUCGCUGUCAUCUUCCUGGCCUCCUACACUGCCAACCUGGCAGCCUUCAUGAUCCAGGAGCAAUACACUGACACAGUCUCUGGACUGAGUGACAAAAAGUUCCAGAAGCCACAGGAGCAGUAUCCACCGUUUCGUUUUGGUACGGUCCCAAAUGGAAGCACAGAGAGGAACAUCCGGAGCAACUACCCUGAGAUGCAUGCCCACAUGGUCAAAUACAACCAGAAGGGUGUGGAGGACGCCCUCAACAGCCUCAAAUCAGGGAAACUGGAUGCCUUCAUCUAUGACGCUGCGGUGCUGAACUACAUGGCAGGUAAAGACGAGGGCUGUAAGCUGGUGACCAUCGGCAGUGGGAAGGUCUUUGCCACCACUGGCUACGGCAUCGCCUUGCAGAAGGAGUCCCGAUGGAAACGUCCUAUAGACCUGGCCCUGCUCCAGUUCCUAGCGGAUGGUGACACACAGAAGCUGCAGACGGUGUGGCUCACAGGGAUCUGUCGUAACGAGAAGAAGGAGGUGAUGAGCAGUAAGCUGGACAUAGAUAACAUGGCGGGCGUCUUCUACAUGCUGCUGGUGGCCAUGGGGCUCAGUCUCCUGGUGUUCAGCUGGGAACAUCUGCUCUACUGGAAGCUGAGACACUCUGUACGCAAGUCUGAACGCCUCGACUUCCUGCUCGCUAUCAGCAGGGGAAUCUACAGCUGCUUCAACGGUGUGGAGGACUCUGACCGCAACGGAAACCUGCAGAACCCUGACGUCACCACCAACUACACCCAGGCCAACAUGCUGAAGAUGCUGCAGACAGCCAAGGACAUCGUGACCUCGACCAGAGUGGAGAACUCCCUGGACAAUGCCACCAAGACCAUAGAGAGCUGGAGCCGGCGAGGAGCCGACAAUGUGCGGGUUGGCCUGCCGCCUCGGGUGGCAACCACUAUAGACAUGGGCCACAGCCGCCUGCCCUACAUCUCCAGCAUCACGGACAACCACUCGCCCUACCCCCAGAGGGCGCUCGCUUCCACCUUCCCCAUCCACUACUCGGACAGCGCCACCCAGCCCCUGCUGGACAAAUCCAGGGUGGUGACGCGGCCUACCCCACUACGCUACACCCUUCCGGCCCGUGGCAGCCACCACUUCUACGAGAGAACCCUACCCAUCUCCAGCCUCAGCAGCCCCCACAUCGCCAUGAGGGACCCUGCUCCCCCCAGCACCUCCAGUCACAACCCACACCCCAGCAGCAGGCUGUAUGUGGAGAGCCAGCCCCGGCACCCCACCUCCCCAUUUGUCCCCUACAGAGAGUUCCAGGUGCCUGACAUCUAUGUGGAACACCACAAGGGGCCCCUGGGACGGAAGUUCAGCUACCCCCCUGACCACAUGGGCAGGAAGAAGAGGUCCCACAGCUACGUGUUUUCUGAGGCCCAAGACACCAGGGGGAGGAAUGACUAUGAUGAGCCAACCUCCUGUCUGGCUGAGCUGAGGGCCAACCACCUCCUGAACAACCAUGCCCCUUCUGCAUCAACCAUGGCCUGCAUGGGGGGCCACUACCCCAGCGGCAGCGCCAGCUGCAACUCCUGCACGAAGCCCUACCUGGAGCCUGAAAUGGAGGAUGUGCCCUUGCUGGGGAAGGACAAGGUCAACCGCCGGGCCUCUUUUCUCAAGGCCUCCUGGAGCAGUGACAGGAUCCGCCAGCUGGGCGAGAAGCCAUCCACCUCCACUAUGCCUGACCUGUUCCCCCGCGUAGUGGUGGCCAACCCCAAGCCCCACAAGCUGUAUGGCAGCCAGGGGAACAACCUGUGCUACCCCCUGGCCGCUGAGCCUGCCUACCUAGACCCGGCUCAUAUGCGUUCCUACCCCUACAAGCAGCAGAAGCUCAAGUGCUCCCAGUCCACCCGGCUACCAUCCUACAGGGAGGCUAUCCUGCAGAACGCAGCCGCCUUGCGGCGCUCCUCCUCCACUGUGGUGCACAGACACUACUCCACCUACCUGAACUCCUACACAGACCUGCCUGUAUACGUGGGGCCCCUGCCCCAGGGGCCCGGGCCGUUCUACAACAAGGACAUGUGCCACUUAUUCCCCUGUGCAAGCCACUGCCCUAACAACAAUGCCCUUGUGCCCCGUAUGGGGGACCGACAGGUAGUGUACCAGAACAAUAUGUUUGGGGGCUACGAGGGUGCGGUGGGGCAGUCGCGAGAGGAGCCCCCCCUGCCCGGGUCUGGCAGCAGGGAUCGGAGGGAGGUCCUGGUGGCCAGAAGAGUCAACAGUCCCUAUGUGCCAAAGACCUGGGGCAGGGUAUCCAGUCUGGAGUCUGAGGUCUGAGUCCUCCCCCUCCAUAUCUUCAGGCUGAUGGACUAUCCCUCCCUCUGGGGAGGGGAAAGCCUACCUGGGGCCUCCCCCUCAGCCAUUGGUUUAGGCAAAAACUAAUGAAUUAGCUACCAACAUGGAUGACUUGAGUGUUUACUCAGUGCAAUAAUAUCAUUGGCUGAUGGAAGGAAGUAGAGGACAUUGAAAGGCUGUUACUGCUGGGACAUUGUCAAGUAAACAUUAAACGAUAAGAAAAGAAAAGAAUGUUGAAUAGUAUUUAAUACCUUCAAAAUUAACCUGUUGAUUGUUCUUUAAAAUAUGUUUAAAUGCUGUCUUGCUGUGAGAGAGAGAUCUGGAUGACAAUACACUAGCCACUCACUCAGUUAAGACACAUUUUACUUUUCUCUUCAAUCAUUUCGGUAUCCUUCCAUUUAAAUUUAGACACAUAAAAAGAGAAUACUUUUGUUAUCAAACCACAGAAAUGUCUUCCACAACUUUUGUAAGUCCAGGAGCUCUAGGGAAAGCUGUCUAAGGCUUUUUGGCUCCGGUGGUCACUGAUAUAAUUUGACUUGGAUUUUAAAAGGGAAAAUGUUUAAUUAUCAUCUGUAUUUCCAUGGUUACUCUACUCUUUAAUAAAUGACAAGGCCACUUCAA
Messenger RNA from Oncorhynchus gorbuscha (pink salmon), 6464 nucleotides. Its product is annotated as glutamate receptor ionotropic, NMDA 2C-like. NCBI's taxonomy places the organism in Eukaryota, Metazoa, Chordata, Actinopteri, Salmoniformes, Salmonidae. The transcript has 13 exons. Bases 1512 to 5825 code for a protein of 1437 amino acids. Gene Ontology annotation, cellular component: NMDA selective glutamate receptor complex; postsynaptic membrane; plasma membrane. Gene Ontology annotation, biological process: excitatory postsynaptic potential; monoatomic ion transport; synaptic transmission, glutamatergic. The record is from RefSeq and is a predicted model, not a curated record. Gene Ontology annotation, molecular function: transmitter-gated monoatomic ion channel activity involved in regulation of postsynaptic membrane potential; NMDA glutamate receptor activity.